Messenger RNA from Sphaeramia orbicularis (orbiculate cardinalfish), 5522 nucleotides. RefSeq names its product SH3 domain and tetratricopeptide repeats 2 (gene sh3tc2). The transcript is spliced from 22 exons. Bases 541 to 5400 code for a protein of 1619 amino acids. Gene Ontology annotation, biological process: regulation of ERBB signaling pathway; regulation of intracellular protein transport. Lineage: Eukaryota; Metazoa; Chordata; Actinopteri; Kurtiformes; Apogonidae. The record is from RefSeq and is a predicted model, not a curated record. Gene Ontology annotation, molecular function: protein binding.
CCACUCGGCAUCCCUCACCCCCCCCCCCCCGCUUUGACCUUGCAGCCUCGUCCCUCCGUGGCAUUACCUUACAGUGGAUCAGCAGUACAUUAUCUCAGCAACACACACAAAAGACACACACAUUGUCCCGGUGACACACAUACUGCGCAUAUUUUCACGGACCCUAGACACACAACACAAGUCAGAGAGAGAAACUCUCAGUGAGGCCUGCCCCCCACACAUUCAUACCAAUCGCAGAGAGUGCUUUGUGAAUUCACUGAGUGACUGGGCAGCUACUGAAGAGAGAGAGAGAGAGAGAGAGAGGCUGGUGGGAGGAGGGAGAUGAAGACAGUUAGAGACAGCAGGAUUACAAAGAGAACCAAACCCAGACAAACACAGAAGAAGACAGAGGAGAGAAAUCUAACCAGCAGAGAGAACGACUGGACAGGACAGGACCGGACAGGAAGGGGAACACAGAAAUAGGAAAGGAAGCGGGGCUUGUCCAGCUGACAGGAAGGGAAUGAGUUGCUGGUAAAGAGGCUUUGGGGGGGAACUGAUGGGAUGGCAUUGAUCUCUUGGAGCUGCCGGCUCCUGGGCCAGAUGGCGUCUUGUUGCUGCAGACCACUACUCAACUCCUCCUGCUGUGGACCGCUCAUCAAAGUCUGCCUCUCCUCCUUCACAGAUAUCUCCCCUGCUGAGCUGGAUGCUCUUUGGAGGGAACCACCUUAUACUUUUGGGGGAGCAAAUGAGCACUUCUCAGGAAAUGACAUCAUGACUCAAGGUGGAGGUGAGGAGGAGGAUGGUCCAAUGGUGGAGUCAGGGGAAGGAGGGGCAGAGCCUGACAGCUAUUGGAAGAGAAAAGAAGCUUUCCUUAGAGGAAGUCGUGUAUCGUUGGGAGAGAAAUUCUCCUCAGAAAUUGCUCUGUUGUUCACUGGACGGAGGCGCUCCAGUGCAGAUCCUGACUGGGUUUUACAGGAGGCAUUACGCACCAGACUGCGAGUGGUGGAAAGCAACAGCCAGGACGUCAUCCAGCUCUUUAAAGACUUGUCUGCACGUCUGGUGUCUGUCCACGCCGAGAAGGAUAGCUUCGUACUUACAUUCAAAACUGUGGAGGAAAUCUGGAAAUUCUCAACUUACUUAGCACUGGGUUAUGUGGCUCGCUGUUUGGAGAACUUCCUAUGUGAUCAGACGUUCUGGUUGGACCCAGAGCUGCUCAGUGACUUGGAGAUAAAUGUAACAGUGGACGAGGAACAUCUGGCCACGCUCUAUUUGGGGCUUUUACUCCAAGAAGGAUCCUUCUUUGCUAAGGCGUUAUUCACAAGAAGUGAUAAGAAUGAGGAAGAGGAAGAACAGCUGUCAUUUACAAAAAAUGAUCUUCUGAUGGUAAAGGACACAGGGCAGGACAACAUGUGGGAGGGUACCAUGCUCGCCACAGGAAACCACGGCCUGGUCCCAGUUAACGCCAUGCAGCCCCUGCCUUACCCCUUCUACCAAUGGUUCCUGAGGAAGUACCCAGGCAGCGCUGGAUGCUCACCAGCAGAAAAGGAACUGUUCGAACAUCCUAUUGUGACAGGGACAUGUGUGGCAGUGGUCGACUACACUCCAGUGGGACAAGAGGAGCUCCAGCUGAGUGAAGGGGAUGUAGUGGAGAUCCAGGGUCUGCUCAUCCGGGGUCUGGGUGUGUUCAUAGGAACCCACACAUCCACAGGACACACUGGCUUCGUACACAAGGCCCACGUCAAACCACUGAGCACCACACCUCUAGACAGACAAUUGGUCUUUCUGACGGAGGAGGAGAGGGCCAGUCUGGCUCAGGUCAACCCGUGUAGCCCUGAGCCAAGUGACAGCGAUCUGCUGGAGAAACUUUUCUCAUCUGACAUCAGCUCUGUGUACAGACUAGACAGACUGGAUGAGUCUGACUUCAUGUACAUCAGGAAUCGACCAAAACAUGAUCAUAAGGUCUCUGCAAGUGCCCGACAGAGCCUCAUGUCAGAGAAGAGCGGAGGGACCCCCCCAUACCAAUCCUCACCUCGAGCCUCGGUCUCUCACUCCUCCCCUCGUCUGUCCUUCUAUCAUUCCUACAACCCACUGCCACGGGAGGGAGAGCGUUUGUCCUUUACUCUGGAUGACACUUUCAGAGAGCUGGAUGAGUUCCAGGAGGAUCCGCCUCUGUUCUUGGAGGAGAACAGCUGGGAUGGGGAGGAAUCUGAACUCAGUGACCCUACACUGACCCUGCUCAACCAUGAAUGUUUCCAGGAGGACUUCCUGCCUCUGUACGACCUCCAGCAUUCUUUCCUGUGGGUGACCUUCAGCGGGAAAACUGAGGAGGAGUUAUCAGGGCAUCUAGAAAGUGUCAGAGAGUGUGCAAAGAGGAUGGGCAUGCACUGGGCCCAUCGACGGGCCUGCUUUCUCUUAGGAAGAAUCUGUGCCAGAAAACUAAAGCUCUCACAGGCUCGUGUCUACUAUGAAGAGGCUCUGAGUGUCACCGUAGACAGUUUUUCUGAUACGCCACUCCUCGUUGCUCUCUUCACUAACCUCACAGCUGUUUACUUGAAGCAGCGGAUGACAGACAAGCUCCCUCAGACCCUCGAGAAGGCCAGUGCCCUGCUCCUCUGUCUGCCCAACCAUAAGUUCACCUCCGUGGAUGAGGUGGAGCUGCUCAAACUACUCCUGAGAAGAUCAGUGGUAAUGGGGGACAAAUACCUGGAGGCUCGUGUUUGCUACCUCAUAUCCCACCUCUUCCUGGACCUCAGGAAGACAGACGACGCCCUGCCUUUUGUUGAGAGACUCCAGUUCCUCUCAGUAACUAUCACUGCCAAUGAUGGGCAGCCAAUAGCUCCCUUGGACCUUAACUGGCUCUUGAGCUGGCUCUAUCACCGCAAAUACAUGCCUUACUUAGCACUGGCCUCUCUGAGUCUGGACUCCAGGCAGGACCACUCCCUUCAUGAAGCUUUUCAGAAGAUUGAAUUAUUUAUCAGGAACUCUGUUCGUCUUAACCCAUGCUGGAAGGAAGGAACCUCCCUGUUCCCUGCCCAGAUUGUGGUUUACCUUCAGCAUGCUCUGCUCAUAGCUGAGCAGGGAAAAGACCUCAAAACCCAAAGGGAUUUGUGUUUGGGCUUGGCCUCACUCUACCAGCAGUACGGUGCUCUGGUUAAAGCAGUACGCUGUGCUCAGCAGGCCGUGGAGACAGGAGGGCACAUCAAUGAGGAGGAAGGCUUUGAGGCCUCUGUUCUGUUUGGCUGGCUGCUGGUGUUAACAGGCCAGGCUGAGCAGGCUCAUGGUGUCCUCCAGCCACUCCUGACAUCACUCCAGGGUACAGACAGUCCCACUCAGAGAGGAGUUAUUCACAACCUCUUGGCUUUGUGUCUGAGACGACAGGGCCACAUCUCAGAGGCAGGUUGGCAUCUUCAGUCAGCCUUGAUAAUAUCCAGAGAAAGUGGAAACCAAAGGAACCAGGCCCUGGCACUGGCUAAUCUGGGCUGCUUGGCACUCGAUGUUGGGGCAUCCCGGAUAGCAGAACGCUUCCUGGUCAGAUCUCUGCACCUUUUCCUGGAGCUCUGGGAAAGCCCUACAGAUGAAGAGCAUGUUCAGACCUACCUUUGGCUGGGGAGGAGCUACAAAGACAGGGGGAGGAGUCAGGACAUGAGGGCCUGUUAUGAAAUGGGUUUACUUAUAGCACUCCAUGCCAGAAACUUGCACAGUCAGAUGGUGGUGGCCAAGGUGCUGAGUCGGCUGUAUUCUGACAUGCUGCUGUAUGGUCAGAGUAUUGUCUACUAUGAACACUGCGUGUCAGUGUCCAGAGAGCUGAAGGACAAGAGGCUGGAGGGGGAAUAUCUGGAAAUCCUCAGCAGCCUCUACCUUUCACUCAAUACUGAGAAAUCAUCUCGUAAGUCUCUGGAUUACACCAAGCAGAGCCUGAGGAUUUCUAUAGACCUGGGAAAGAGAGAGGAAGAAUCAGAGACUUGGCUACAGGUGGGACGCAUCUACUACCUCAUCCAGGAGGACGAGCUAGCUGACAUGUACUUACAGGCUGCGGUGAAGACAGCCCUGAGGAUGAAUGACUCCCACUUUGCCAUGAGAAUCUACGAGGAGGCAGGAGACGUUUACUUUAAAGGUCACAGGAACAGGAUGGCCUCGCUGCCUUUCUACAGAGAUGGCAGUUUGCCAUUCGCCCGGAGCGUCAGAGACAUCUAUUCAGAGUUCCGCUUGUUGAGUAAACUGACAGAGCUGUUGAUGAACCAUGGGGAGCAGGAGGAGGCUCUGCAGUACGCAACCCUGGCUGUUGAGGUCGCCACCGAAACAGGUGUUCGACAAUAUGAGCGGACAGCCUACCACCGGCUGGCUACAGUCUACUACAACCUGCAACAGUAUGAGAUGGCAGAAAACUACUACCUCAAGUCUUUGUCUUUCUGCCCACCCGUGCUGCAUCACCCUACAGAGGCUCGCUACUACACAAAGGUGUACAGCAGACUGGGCAAUCUCACACUAUACAAGCUUAAGGAUGCUUUUGAUGCAAUGGGCUACUUCCAUUUGGCUCUGGCAGCUGCCCUGGAGGAUCAGGCUAACCCUGAGGCUCUGUAUGUGGUCUACAUGAAGCUGGCAGAGAUCCACGGCCAUCACAUGCCUGAUGCUCAGCUGUGCCAAGUGUACAGAGACAGAGCACAGAGUCUGAAGAGAGUUCUGGCUGGGGAGGAAGGCGCCUCUGUUGGUCAGGAAAACAUGGACGGUGCAGAUGCAGAGUCUGGCCAAAGGAAGGAAAAGGACUCCGGUUUGGGACAGACAGAAAUGUUGAGAAAUGGUAUCUCCACUUCCAUGCCUGAAGAUGGUCACUGUCACCAUGAGGUAGACCCAAGAACUUGUAUAAUCCACACAAAUGCAGACGAUGAAUGUACAGAGAAAAAAGAAGAUCCAGUUGUUCAUCCUCCUGAUACAGAUGGGCCUUACGUAGAUGCCUGUGGGUCUGAGACAGCGACCAUCGCCAGUCAUUCCUACAGUGACAGUAUCUUCACCGAAUCAUUUGAUACAGCGAAGGAGGAGAUCACAGACUCCAGCAGCUCCACUGACACUUUACAAACUUAUCAGAAACAAACAGACCAGAUCAGGGACUCUGAAACUGAUCACAUUGUACCAGAUCAAACGCCUGUUAAUCACACAAGUGAACAUGAAAAUGAUCAUAAAGCAAAGCUUGAUGCUGCCAUUCAGGCGGAACAAAUGAAAGAAAAAGAUGCAGAUUUGGACCUUAAUCAGAUGGAUUUUAUCCAAAAAGAUGUCAGUCAUGAGGAAAAUCAAUCUGACACUGACCAGACAGAGACUUUAAGCACUGUAAGUACUGAAAAAUCUGUGGACAACUACAACUACACAGACAGAGAGAAAUGUGAGACAACUGAAACACAUGUAGACUUUAAUGACGACUACAAAUAGUCCUCUUUUGGCACUUUAGAUUCUUUUUGACAUUGACUGUCAUGUGUUCAUUGCACUGAUCAGCAAAGCAACGUUCCAGGCACGUCACUCUUUAUUUGUGCCUUUUGAGUAAAAUAAUGUGU